AUGAGAUACAUAAAUCUUAUGACAUUCUGUAUCUACAUUAUACAAUCAAUACAAGCAAAGAUCGAUAAAGACACAAAGGAUUUCGAACAAGAGAAAUCACUUUUCAAGUCUUUACAAGAACAAAAGGAGUCAGAGCUAAAGUCAAUCACCAUCCAAAAGCAAAACCUAGCAAAAGAGAAGGAAGAGUUUGAAAACAGAAUAGGUGUACAACAGUCUGAGCUCAACCAGAAAUCACUCUCUCUCGAAAAGAAGGAACAAGAACUAAAUCAACUACAACAACAACUUGAAACUCAAAGAUUAACUAUUCAAGAAUUAACAGUCACCACCACAACAACAACAACAACCAAACAACAAGAACAACAACAAGAUGUACAAACCAAAGAAAAACAAUCAAUAACAACUGAAUCAUCAUCUCCAACCACUACAACAGAUCAACAAGAAACUAAAUCAACCACAACUGCAGGCAACGACAACAAUAACAACCAAAUUGUCGCACCAAGUAAAGACCCUCUUCCGCUGCGAUGGAUUAAAAGUAUUGUAAAUUGGUUUAAGAGUAUAUUUGGUUAA
This is a messenger RNA of Heterostelium album PN500, 567 nucleotides long. RefSeq lists its product as uncharacterized. Lineage: Eukaryota; Evosea; Eumycetozoa; Acytosteliales; Acytosteliaceae. The record is from RefSeq and is a predicted model, not a curated record. The transcript is spliced from 2 exons. The coding region runs from base 1 to 567 and encodes 188 amino acids.